Messenger RNA from Anastrepha ludens (Mexican fruit fly), 13200 nucleotides. It is a transcript of the gene zormin, whose product is annotated as muscle M-line assembly protein unc-89. Gene Ontology annotation, biological process: homophilic cell-cell adhesion; synapse organization. Bases 796 to 12654 code for a protein of 3952 amino acids. Gene Ontology annotation, cellular component: axon; plasma membrane; neuronal cell body. Gene Ontology annotation, molecular function: axon guidance receptor activity; protein binding. The transcript has 19 exons. NCBI's taxonomy places the organism in Eukaryota, Metazoa, Arthropoda, Insecta, Diptera, Tephritidae. The record is from RefSeq and is a predicted model, not a curated record.
GUUAAUUUUUUUGUUUAUUUUUGUUUUUUGUUUUUGUGUGUUAUGGUGAAUGAGCACUGUGGCUGGCUAGUGGCGGUGGCACCGGCAGCUCAGCAUUGCUGCUGAACAGCAGGCAGACGUGCGAGAGCGGCGAAAGCGCGAACAUUAGAAAUGUAGUGCAAAAUUUCGAAAAUAAAAGGAAGAAGAAGAGCCAACGACUAAUUUAGUUAAUACACAUUUUUACGAACUUUAAACGAUAUCUGUUUUUGUCUUAAAAAAUAGACAACAAUACGCGAACGAAGUGUUUAAUUAGUAAGGAAAAAUAUACGUCAUAUGAAACUAAAUAUUAAAAUAAAAGUGAAUAUAUUGUAGAUAAAAAUAACUCAACGAAUAAUUUACGCGAAUUGAAAUUAAAAAAAUACUUGCUAACUUUUAUUUUUCAAAAUAAAGCAUAAUUAAAAUCGAAUAAAAGGCGCACUUCCGAGCAAUUUAAUGAGGACUACAGUAACAGAACUACAUUUUUUUCGCUCAAAUACGUAGAAAUUUUUUAGAAAAACGUAGACCAACAUAAUAAAAAAAGCAAAUCGAUAAUAGAAAAGCAUAUUAAAUUAAAGAAAACAACAAUAAUAGCAAGAAAAAAGCAAAGUCGCAGCACAUAGCAAAGGAAAUCGCUCCCACUAGCAAAAGAAAGAAAACGACAACAACAAAAAAGAAAGCACACACACAAUUGCGGUUUCUAAAGCACCCCAGUAACAAAAACGGGGCAACAGCUGUCAUCAGUGCUACCAUAAAACUAAAUUAAAAAUCAAAGAAAUCAUGGAACGCCAUCGCACAUUGGACUCAUCGAUGUCGUCAUUGUACUCCGGCUCGAAUAUCUCGAAUACACCAUCCGCACAUCGGCAGCAGCAUGACAAUUAUAAUUACCCCGCCCUAUCCUCGUCCGCUUCACCGACGCCCAGCUUCAGUGGUGGUGGCGGUGGUGGUGGUGGCGCUAGUCUUGGCUUACUGACCGGCGCUUCUAGCACCAAUGCCAUUGCGACUACUGGUGGCAGUAACACAACAAAUGCAACAACAGGCCAUGCAUCGGACAUGAGCUUGUGCAGUGGCGACGAGGGUGCCGGCGUUGGAUUGCGUGCCACCACAAUCGGUUCAGUGGUGGUGCGUUGUGGACCCAUACAGUUGGUGAUCGCGUUACUGCAAAGUCCGGAAAAAUUAUAUAUUAAGGUAGUUGAAUUAGAGCCAAAGAUCACAACACUAGGCACGAACCUUGAUGAGUCCAUACGCUUGCAGAGGGACCACGAUGAGACUCUUAGGAAUAUACAGAAUCUGCCCGGCCCGAUGGACGAAUUUGUGCAAAAGGCUGACAAACUGCUCACCAGCAAGCGUAUCAGUUCCGAGCUAGUCAAUGCCAUGGCCGAUACGCUGAACAUUAUUUGGCAAGAUAUUUUGCACCUGUUGCAAGACCGUCAACACAUACUUCAUCUCGCCACACAAUUUCACGAAAAAAUGGUGCAGUGUCAGCGGCGCAUGGAUCAGUUGGAAGUGGCCUGUAUCGACACAAUGCUGCCCAUAGAAGUGGCGGCCGUGCAAGAGUUCCUCAACAAAUUUAAGCAGUUGCGUAUCGACAUGCUCACCGCGGUUAUGGCAGCGCUCAAAGAUGGCAACGAACUACUGUCACAGCUAAAGGAACUUGUCAAUCUGGAAACGUUAGAUACGCGGCCAGAGCAUAUCAAGCGAGACGCCACACGCGCCGUUCAUCAAGUACAGCAUUGGCUGGAGGCGUUGCACGAUCGCCGUAAUGCGCUGGAGAGCGCGUGGCAAACGCGCAAAACGCAAUUGGAACACUGUCUCACAUUAGCGUUGCUCGGCCGUGAACUGGACGAAGUGGAGACCGCAUUACGACAGCAGCGCAACGAAAUCGAUAGCCUCUUCAGUCUGGGCGAGUGCGAACAUACGGCAAAUAAUGCACUGCAAAACUAUCGUGAAUGGAAGCAGCAUGCCUUGCAGCUACGUGAUCGUGCACUCAAGAUCACACGCGCCAAAGAGAAGCUGCAGGCAUCGGGCACCUUUACUGGUGAUGAGGCAUGCGCACGCGCCUAUAAUGUGCUGAGUGCGUGCACGGAACACUUAGACCUCGUCGAUCAACGUGAACAUUGGCUGCAGCAGUCACGUGAUUUCUUCGCCAAAGCCGAGAAUACACUUAGCGUGCUCGAGAAACUUGAAGUAGAACUGACGAACGUGCGAUUGCCUCCUAAUUCGCCGGAGAGUUUUGCAAUGUACUCGAAGGUGGCGCGUGAUGUGCGCAGCUUUACCGAAGAACCGCUACGCUUGGGCUAUAGUAUAUUGGAUGAGGUGGGCCGUACGCAGCCCGAAACUCAGGGCGUAAAACGUGUGCUCGAUGAGAUCGAGAAUCGUAAAACGUACAUCGAAAGCGUAUGUUCGACAAGCAACCAAGAUCACCAACGCGUGCAGAAAGCACUUUCGGACUUUCUCGCACAGUACAAUGAUUUACUCAAUUGGUUAAUGACGUCUGGCCAAUUGUAUUUGAAACAGCAUGUGGACAUGGGCAGCACAUUACAACAGUGCAAACAGUUUUUACUACAACAUCAUGAGCUUAUGCAGGAUCUGGAGAUAAAAGGGGAGCUUAUAAAUCUACUACUCGAGUCGAUUAAGGCACAUUUGGAGUCGUUGAGUCCACAACAACGUUACGAUGUGGACUCAAAGGCUGAAUCGCUUCACAAGCACUGGAUCGAGCUUAAAGAUUUAGUGCUGAAACGCGUUGAUUAUGUUUCGUUGCUUAUCGAAUUCUUUGAGAAAGCAAAUGAGUUAGCUAGUCAGCUGGAUAACUUGGAUAAGCAGCUAAAACAAACACCAGAUGAGCAGAAACUACAGUUUCUGCAAGAGAAUUGGAAGCAUAUACGUGCCGACUAUGCAGAUCUUAAAAGUUUGGGAACGCGAUUUAUCACCUUGAAAAUUGUGGACCCGUACCUAGAGACAAAAUCCUCAGUAGCGGCAGUCGAAGAUAUCCUCAACGGUUUCAGUAAGCGCCAAGUCGAUGUAACAACCAGUCUAGACAAUUGGACAACGCAGAUUGCGGAGAAACGUGAAGUUGAAAUCAUACUGGAGAAAAUCAUGAGUGACAAUGAGGAGACCGCCACGAAGACGACCCAAGUAGAUACACAGUUGUAUCCGGUUUUCACUUCACUAUCCGUUGAUGCGCGCCAACUGCACUCAAUCACCAGCGAUAAGCUCACCCAUGUCCUGCAGGAUAUUGACAAAGCGCAGGAUGAGCUACAACAUCGCAUACACACCACACUCGGCAUACAAACGAAAAACUCCGAGUCGUUGCAGAAAAUCGAACAGGUCAUUAGUAAUUUGCGUUCAUUGAAAUCCAAAUUGGAUGGCAUACGUUACGAUUAUAAAACGUUGCUGGAGAAUAUCCUGAAAUUCUUGAUGGAGAUAAUCGAACUGCGCCACAGCAUCGAUGACUUUUUCGUGAAGCAAAAGCAACAGCAACAGCAGUUGGGUGGCGUUGAGGUAGCGGACAUUGAACACACUAUUGUCGAGCACGAGAAAUUCCGUGAUGGUUGCAUGGAUAAAUUUAGAUCGUUAAUCACACAAUCCGAGCUGCUGAUCGAUCGAGUGCGUGCACUGGAACCGCCCGGUGCACGAGAAAUCGACACCGAUCGCAUUCUCAAGUUGCUGGAGAAUUUGCGCAUUCAUUUCGAGGCGAACAACAGCGAGAGAAUGUCGCGUCUAGAGCGACUCGGCAAGCUGGAACAAUUCAAAACGGAUUUGUGCGAUAUUAAUCGCAGUCUGGAUAGUGUCAGCAAACAUUUGAAUGAAAUCAAUGGACAAAGUGUUGAUAGCUUGGCGGCGGCGAAGACCACUUCGUUAGCGUUUGAGUAUUUUGAGCGAACCAUUGAGAACUCAAUGCCAACAAUUUUGGUGCCCGUCGAGCAUCAGCUACGUUGGGGUCAUAAUAAGCGACCGUUAGAGCUGCUUGAGAAGCGCAUUGAAAAGUUCACCGAUAAUACUACUCAGCAGUUGUUAAUCACGAAUCCCGAAAGUGAGUCAUAUGUUCGCGAAGAACUUCAAAAGCUCAACGAGAAAUGGCGCAAUUUCAAAGAUCAAGUGAGAAACAAACGCAAAUCACUCGAUCAGGCGGCCGAAUUCUUCGAAAUGGUGGAAAAAAUCGACGCCGAAUACCGCGAAAUAAAUUAUUUUUACAACAGUGUCUCCAACAAGAUUACUUAUCUACGCGAUCCUGUCGAAGCCUCGAAUCUAGUCAACGAUAUCGAAAAGUAUGUGGUCGCUCGUGAGGGUCCACUGCUGGGAAAACUCGAAAAUGCUGCACAAUGUGCGCACGAUAUGAACAAAGUUUCUACGCUGUACAAUGAUGUACGCAGCAUUUUCCAAGCUUUCAUGAAACUCAAAUCCGAUAUUAAUGUCGUACAGGAACGCCUUAAGAAUGAGGAACGUUUGCGUGAACAGCGUGAGAAGGAGGCACACGAGCAGGCUGAGCGUGUGCGUGCUGCUCGCGAGGCAGAGGCCAAAGAGCGUGCUGCACGCGAGGCGGAGGAACGUGAGCAAGCCGCACGAGAGUUGGCUGCUCGAGAAAAGGCUCUACGGGUUGAAGAGGCACGCUUACAGGCCAUUCGUGAGCAGGCGAUGCGCGAGCAAACAGCUCGUGAACAGGCUGCCCGCGAAGAAGAAGUGCGUUUACAGGCACUGCGCGAACAAACACAACGCGAUGAAGAAGCACGUCUGCAUGCAUUGCGGGAACAAGCUAGGCGCGAGGAAGAGACACGAUUGGAGACGCUGCGUAUUGAAGAGACUCGCCUACAACUGCUACGCGAGCAGACCAAGCGUGAAGAGGAGGCACGCCUACAGGCGAUACGUGAACAGGUGGCGCGCGAUGAAGAAGUGCGAUUGCAGGCGUUACGUGAGCAAACAGUGCGCGAAGAGGAAGCGCGCUUGCAAGCGCUGCGGGAACAAGCAAAUCGCGAAGAGCAGAAACGGUUGUUAGAGUUGCGUGAGCAGGCCACACGUGAAGAGGAGGCGCGCCUGCAAACGCUUCGGGAACAAGCAAAUCGUGAAGAGGAGAAGCGUUUGUUAGCGGUACGGGAAGAGGAGGCUCGUCUGCAGGCGCUACGUGAACAAACGAAACGUGAGGAGGCUGUACGCUUACAAAGCGUACGCGAUCAAAUCGAUCAUCAACGCAUUGUCACCGAAAAUAUACGCAAAGACAUACAGGUGAAUGAAAUCUUCACAGAAAUCAAAUACGUAUCACCACGUUUCAACCGUUUGCUCAAAGAUGCGAUCACACGCGAGGGAGACAAAUUUACCUUCGAAUGUGAGGUCACCGGAAAUCCUGAACCAACUGUCGAGUGGUUCAAAGACGGCAUAUCUAUACAGAAUAAUCCCGAUUACAAAACCACUUACGAUCGUGGUGUCUGCCGUUUGGUGAUCGAGGAGACAUUUACAGCCGAUUCGGCGCGCUUCAGUUGUCAUGCUUCGAAUUUGGUGGGCAGCACUGAUACCAGCGCUAACUUGUCGGUGCGUGAAAAUGCCAUAGAGAUGCAAAUGGUGCCGCCACGAGUCAUACGUUACCUCGAGAGUGGCAAGGCAACGGAGGGUAGCACGUUUGAAUUCUUGUGCGUUGUUAGUGGUAAUCCGUUGCCCACCGUACAAUGGUAUAAAAACGACAAAUGUAUCGAUGAUUCACCCGAUUACAUUAUCAAUUAUAAUAAUGGUGAGGCUACAUUGCGGUUUGAGGAGGUUUUCCUGGAAGAUGACGCUGUCUAUACGUGCAGUGCCUCAAAUCCUGCCGGAAUCGAGCAUUGUUCAGCGAGCUUGAUUGUGGAACCUCUGGAACCAACAGAAGUGCCACAUUUCAAAAUUCCUCUCACCAAUGCCAUGGCUCGGGUUGGACAAAAAAUAAAGCUUGAAGCGCUAAUCGGUGGCAUUCCACGCCCUGAUAUUUUUUGGAUGCACAACGGAAAACCGUAUGUCCCGCGAGAUAGCAAAUAUGAGUACGGCCGCGCAACGCUCAUAAUCCCCCAAGCAUACCCCAACGACGCCGGAGUGUAUGUGUUAACAGCCAAGAAUCUAGCAGGCGAGGUAUACAGUUCGUGUAACGUUAUCGUAAAAGGACGUCUUCCGAACGAGACAUCGGAUUCAGAGUUGGCUUCCGAUAUGGAACCUAUAAAACCAUCGGUACAAUUGCCACUCAAAGAUGUAUCGAUAUUCGAAGGUAAACCGGUACGUUUGGAUUGUAUUAUUGUUGGCCAACCGGAACCCGAAGUUAUCUGGUAUCAUAAUGAGCGCCCAGUUAAAGAAUCAGCUGACGUACAGUUGCUCUUUCAAGGUGAUCGUUGCUCGUUGAUUAUACAGGAAGUGUACCAAGAGGAUGCGGGUAACUAUAAGGUGGUCGCCAUCAAUUCAGCUGGUGAGGCGUCGAGCAGUUGUGAGCUCAAAGUCACGCCAUUGAAUAUUGCCGAGCCAGCGACACGCGCACAGUCCGAGCGUCAGUCGGUGCCGAAGGAAACACUGCCGAAAUUCGAUAAAUUCCUUACUGACGUACUAGCAGAUGAGGGUGAAACGGUUGAAAUGGAAGUGAUUGUUAGCGGUGAUCAACCGUUUACUGCCAAAUGGUAUCUGGCCAAUAAAGAGUUGCAUGAAAAUGAACGUAUUUCCACAAGCGGCAAUCCUGCUUCGGGUGUGUUCAAAUUGACUCUAAGAAAUGUGGUUGCCGAUGAUAGGGGCGUGUACACUGUGAAAGUAUCAAAUAACGCUGGCGAUGCUAAAUGUUUCUCACAACUAAAUAUAAAAAGUGUAAAUGCACCUGAUCAUCAACGCAACCAGCAAGUGGAGCCUGUUGAGAAGUUAACUUGUCCCGAGUUCAAAGAACUAUUCUCGGACAAGCAAGCUCACACUGAUGACAUGGUCAAGUUUGAGUGCAUCGUGAAGGGCAAACCCACGCCCAAAGUACAUUGGUGCUUCAACGAUCAGCCUGUGCAUGGGCAUAACUUCUUGGUGUCGACAAGCGGAGACCGACAAGUGCUAACCAUACAGAAAGCCAGCAUUGAUACUGUUGGUAAAGUCAGCUGUAUAGCCGAGAACGAAAUAGGAAAAGCAACCUGUGUUGCUUUCUUGAAUCUACUUGGUGCAGACAUGCAGCUAACACCUGCCACUAGUGAUCUGCAGACCUCCACACAGGAACACAAUACGGAAUCGUCGCGUGUCACCAUCAACAAGAAAACCUUCACAACCACAUCUACGUCACAAAUUAGCUCUUUUGAAGGUAAUAUGCCACAAACAGAGAUACAUCAUUCCUCGGCGCAUAUCGAUCAAUCGCUAAAACAGCUGGGAACACAGCAACCGGAACUGGUCGAAACACAUCACUACCAGGAAUUGCACAAAAGCAAAGAAAUGCCAACACCAAAUAUCCAACAAAAGUCGUUUACAUUGGUGCAAUCUGCAGGCACCGGAUCAGGCCAGUCCACUAUUGCCAGUAUGACUGGUGUAUCGGUGCCUGAAUCACCAACGCGCCUACGUAAGCAAAUAGCGCCUCGUUUCACUAUGCCACUGACGGGUAGAAUUGUGGAUCAAGGUACAGAUGUGUCAAUGGAGGCGAUCUACGAUGGUUUUCCCUCGCCCGAAAUCAAAGUGGUCAAGAAUGGCGAACAACUAUUCGAUAACCAACGAUUGAAGAUCGAAAAUCGCUGCAAUCGUGUCAGCAUUGAGUUGAAGCAAGUGGGUGUGGCAGAUGCGGGACGAUAUGCAAUCACCGCCACAAAUACGAUGGGACAAUCAACGAGCACUGCCGAUUUAGUCGUGAAGAAAACCAUUUUCCCACCCGUCUUCGGUCGACGUCUACAGGCACAAGUGGUAAAAAGGGGUGAGAAGAUUAUAAUGGAAGUUGAAGUAACCGGUUUGCCAGAACCAACAGUGGUAUGGAUGAAGGACGAUAAGCCAAUCGAAGAAGCGAGUGUAUCACAACACCGUCUGCUCUCGCAAGGCAACUCCUACAAACUAAUCAUCGAGAAGGGAGUGCCUAGUGAUUCAGGCAAAUAUAUGGUGAAGGCCACUAAUGCCGGUGGCGAAGCGAAAAGCAUUGCCGAUUGUGCGAUACUUGAACCAUCGCCCGAACGCCUGCAGGAGGUCGUGAAGACCAUAGUCUACGAGACACCAAGCAGUUUGAAAACCGAAACCUUCACACAAGAGCCACCGUCCUUCCAAGCAACACAAACCGAUAUUUCAACUGCAUCCGAUUUGCAUGGUUUAUCUGAGUCGAAAAUAGUAACUGAGCAUCGUUGCACUACCGAGGCAACAAUGCGUCUAGAACACAAGCAAGCGUACUUAGAUUUGCCCGAAUUAUCUGAACGUCCGAAGACGCCAACAGCUGCCACAAUUAUUAGCACCAACACGGAUCUGCCCGACUGGCAACAUCUUAAAUCGGUGUCGACCAACACAGACGCCACACGCUCCAAGACCGGUUCCACACAAACACCACCGCAAGUGCCUCCCAAACCUCAUUCGGCCUUUAAUAUCACUGAUCAACCACCGCCACCAACACAAUUACCCCAACCACUACAUUUCCAACCUACAUCGACACCGACCGGCACAGAACCCCAUAGCUUCAAAGUCGACGCUCCAACAUUGGCAUCAACCACUAUGACAUCAACAUCGAAAUACGAAAGCACAACCAAUGAGAAAAAAUCCUCAUCUUUUGAAUUCUUCAAGAAAAUUGAAAGCCAGGGUGGUAUGCAACAAACGCAACCUGGAGAAAAAUAUCAGAAGCAAGAGGUUUAUGCAACGAACAAGCGAACUAUGCCACUAGUUAUCUCAAGGCCAAGCGGAGCGACGCAGACAGCAUCGCUCACAAACACGCUCGAAGCAGAUCUCAAAAAUUUAAAUCUUAUACCCGGCUCGCCACCGGAAAUCUGUUUUGUGCCGAAAUUGGACACAAGCAGCGGAAAGCCACAAAUGAUCAAUGAACGCAUAAAAAUAUUGGAAGCCUCUCAACAAUCUCCUAAAGAGGCCCCGGUAGGUGGAGUACGUACUCUACCUGUUGCUCCAAUCACACAAACACUUAAGCAUGAGACAACGCUAACGAAGGAGGUAAAGGUCGAGUAUGGCCAGCCGAUUAUGCGUCCAGCGGCUACACUGCCAGCCCCGCAACAGUACACACGUUCACCUUCACCUUCACCUAAACCUUCGGCAGAGGGUGUUGCUAUGUCGAAAUUGUGGACACCAAAUCAUUUGAGCGGUUAUGAGAGUUGCACCAGUGAUAUGGAACAAACUUAUAAAACUAAAUCGGAGAUAGAUUCGAAGGAAGAAAAGCAUGAGAUCAAGGUACAAAAAGUACCAACGCCGGCUCCGGAUCUAAGCGCGCCAUUCCUCGUGAAGGAGGUAAGCAAAGUCAUUACAAUACCAACGUCACCUCAACGAGAAAGAACGCCAUUAGAUGAUGUGAAUUUGGUGCCUGGUUCGCCGCCAGAAAUUUGUUUUGCGCCAAAGCCAGAGGUGCGGCGCCAAUCAUUGGUUGAGAAAAUGGAAAAAACUUUAGAACAGAAUCUGCAAAAAGGACCUACAAAGGUGCUGCCAAUGUCCGUGCCCACGCUCACGCCUGUAACAGUACCACAAGCAACAAAGCCAACAACUACCUUCAAACCACCACCGCCAGUUGUACCAACAAAACUAAACGUUGGGCAGCCCUAUGAGAGCGAUUACGAAAGUGAUCGUUGGAAGUAUAGUGGAAGUGAAUCUGAUGAAGCCUCUUUCCGGCCAGUUGGAAAGAGUAUUACCGAUGGUGUAACUAGCAUACCGAGUGUACCUGCCACUCACCACACAUUAAAGACCAGUGGUUAUGCAGCAGAUACCGAAGAAAUUUCUAGCUACCGCAAAAUGGAAUCCACACAGCAGGAAAGUCGUUCAUUUUACGAAUCAUCGCUCAGCACCAAAACUUCUCAUCAGACGCCACUUGCGCCUGAAGCGCUAACGGCUUCAGUGUUCAAAACGCCUACACAGCCACGAUAUGUACCACAACCACAACCAGCACCAACUAUAAUCACACCACAACCGAUCUAUCAACAGCCACCGUUGGAGAAGCAACCACCUGCUCAACUUUGCUAUACAAGCAAGCAAGAAGGUGGCCACGAGAAGCAAGAGUACUCGGACAAAAAUGAGUACAGACGCGAGGAGAAGGAUUAUAAAUCCAUGUCGAGUAUGAGCAGCAGCUACUACAAUGCCUCCAAUAUUAGCAAUAUCAGCAAUGUGAGCGCACCAAAAUACCAACCCUCACCAGUGAAGACGCCAACACCCGCACCCAUGCCCACAGCAGCGCCCAUCCCAGCCCAACGCAAAACACCAGCCGAAUUCAGUGACUAUAGCAGUGAAGUGGAGGAGCGUUUCAGCUCAGUCUCGCGAACUCAAGAAUCCGACUCAGAUAUCAAGGGCUAUCGCGUUGUUUUUCCACCAACACCCACACCAAAGUCUCACCUGACUAAUGGACAUAAAUCGCCCGUUGUUGUAAUAACACCAUCACCAAUGGAAUUUGAGCCAACACCACCUGCGGUGAGCACCUAUCCACGUCAGAAAUUUGAGCCGAUCCAGAAGGAAAUACGGCACGAAUUUACGACAGAAUCGCAGGAACAUAAACAACACUUCCAGCAACAAAAGGCACAACAACAACAGCAAUACCAACAACAAACGGUGUAUAAACCAAAACCGGUGGCUGCCAAAUUCAUUGCCGCCACUCAACAGCAACAGGAACGGCAGCAGCACCAACCACCAACACCACGUACCCAACCAGCACUCUACUACAACGCCAUCGCCGGCACACCACUCCAUAUGGCUAAAAUGGCCACCGAAACGAAAAAUGUCAUGCAUAUGAAAGAGUCAUCCGAGACUUGCCAGCGCGUAGUUAAUAUGCAGCAGACAAAGCGUGUCAUACACUUUGAUAGCCAAAAAGAGCAGCAAGAGCGUCAAGUAAGCACACCACUCGAGCCGUUCCCAUACAGCGUGUCACCAAAUCGCUUCACACCGACACGACAGACACGUGCACCACCACCAGCCACACCGACGAAAUUCGUGCCAGGCGAGUUCCGAGAGAGCGACUACGAUAGUGAAAUAGAAAAUGCAAAGAUACACCCACUUUGGACGCCGCAGGGUGAAUAUGGUCCACUCCGUUUCCGACAUGUGGAACCUCCACAGACGGGACGCGCCUGUAGCGUGCCACGCUCCUACGAACGUGUGCUCUCGCCAAUGGAGUUUGAUCGUGGUCCAGAAAUGCCCAAAAAGAUACAAAUCGAUUCAAAUGAAUUACGUAAGCAGCGCGGUAGCAGCCUCAGUGCUGGUACUACAACCAGCAAACAAAACACACAAUCCUUAAAUCGUCACACAUCUAUGCAGAGUAGCAGCAGUAGCAGCUAUCAACAGCGUUACCAGACAUUGCAGCCUGAUCACACUGUUGCUGAGAAACGCUUUCCGCGCGACGAUAUGAACUUGAAAGUUGGCUCGCCACCCAAGUACGGUUACAUACAGUCGCACAUCGAGCAGCAGGGCAAGCAGAUGAGCUCGAGUUUCUUGCAAAAAUCGCAUCAGUUUAUUAACGAUAUCAGCAGCGAUCUACAGCAAAAGACCAGCAAGUCAACAAAGUUGUACAAUGGCGUUGCUGAACCGAAGAUUAUUACGCACUCCUUCCGCCUCGGCUUCCAGCGUGCACCCAGCGAGGGCGAUAACAAACCGCAAGCCUAUCGCGAUGAGUCGCGCGUCUCGCAGUAUGGUACGAAAUGCGUGGAUCCCAAUACUGGUCUAAUUUACUUCAAAUACGAUUUUGGUUAUGAGUUCGGUAUACUCUUUCCUGGAGAAGGUCACAAAUUUGUAAGCAGCCAAUGGAAUAGCUCAUCGUCGACACUACCACCGCGUCCCUCAUCCGCGACUCCCACUCGUCAGAUACAAGCUGGUGCGGGUAGAAAAUCACCAUAUCCUCUAAAUUUUCCCAAUGGCGGUGAUCUCGUUAUACCGGUGCAACAUGAACGUGCCGCUACACCCACAUCAACACGUACGAGUACACCGACACAGCCACCGUCGCGCCUUAGUGUGCCUUAUGCGCGACCACCAUCACAGAGUGGCUAUCAUUCUGAUACUGCAACAAGUCGUCGUAGCCCCGGGCCCGGAAUGUAUGCCGGCACAAGCGGGGUGCAUCGACUUAAGAAACGCUAUAGUCUACCCAAUACACAGGUUAUCGAUAUAAAUAUCGAUCGUCUACAUGACAAUGAUCAUCUGACACGUCUACCGUUGAUAAGUUCAGUAUCAGAUCUACCAUCGGAUGUACCAGUGAAUGCACAUCUGAAUCGCGACGACUAUCCGAAGAGACCGCCACAAUUCAUAACACCACUGAAAGAAUACGCGGUUAUGGUGGGUCAGUGUGCACGCUUCGAAUGCAUCGUCCAAUCGCAUCCACCAUCGAAUGUAACAUGGAGCCGCAAUAGCAUCGAAAUGCAGAACAGUCCUAAACAUGUUAUUGAAUAUCGUAACGGUGUCUGUCGUUUGACCAUACCACAAGCUUACCCUGAUGAUGCCGGUGUUUACGCCUGCACCGCGACGAAUCCCUUAGGCACAGUCACCACUUCCGGGCAACUGCUCGUGCAAACCAAACGUUUAUGAAUGCGUUUUUGUGACAAGAAAUGAGGAAUUUUUAACCUAAAAUAAGCGCUAAUUGGGAUGUAUAAAAUCUAUGAUUAAUGCGGAAUAUGUGAAAAUUUCCAGAUUUUUAAUAUGUCUCUAGAAGUUAAUGACAAAAUGUUUAGUGUACUCGUUGUGCUUCAAUUUUAUGUUCAUUGCGCGUACGCACAUAAAUACAUACAUACAUACAUACAUACAAACAUACACAUAUGGAUUUCACGAAAAUAUGUACAUAAGUAUGCAUGUAUGUGUGCCAGUAAAAACUCCACAAAUACAUUUUGCUUUUACCGUCUUCACGCGUUAAUUGGCGUAUUUCGAAUACUCGGACUGAGUUUACUUGCAAAAUAUUUAAAUACUCUAUUAUUCAUUCAUAUGAGCAAAGAAGCUAUCACACAGCUAUUAAGCCGAAUUUAAAAUUUGUUCUUUAUGUGCCGAAUUUGUCAUGAUUUAUGCUUAUAUAACAAUAGUAUUACAUGUGUUUUUAUGAUUAUUAUUAUUAUUAUUUCAAUAAAUUAUUCGUGAAAAUUU